AUGAAGAGACAACACCAGAAAAGAUCACCCGGUUCUGCGGCCCAACAGGGAACGACACCAACCAUACAUCAGGACGGCCGCCGCGCCUCCCCCCACUAUAAAGAAGGUAUAUUCCGGCCAAGGACGGGAACUCACCAAAAUGCAAAGAGGUAUGCCCCCUUAUUAUCUGCUCAUAAUUUUUAUGUAUCACCUACAGAAAUAGUCUACGCUCUUGAGAAACUCGGAACAAAGGUGAAGUGGCCGCCGAAGAUGAGAUCAUACCCGAACACCAAAAUAUCCGAUGCCCUCUGUGAGUUCCACCAGGAACGUGGGAACAAAACAGAAGAUUACAUCUCCCUCAGACAAGAAGUUGUAAACUUGUUACGACAAGGGCACCUUAAAGAGUUGUUAAGCGAUAAGGGGAGAACCAACUCCGCUAGAGGACGUGAACAUCAAGGCCUGCCAAAGCUGCCAUCGCUAGCUAGUACUAUCAACAUAAUCAUCGGCGGCGACGACGAUGCCUCUAUCCAUGGCGUGAAGUUUACCACUACCCACAAGCUCAAGCAGUUUAUCACCUACGAACGGUACGAAGAACUCGAAGAAAGUAUCAUCUUCGACGAGUCGAAUGUCGACGGUUUGACUUUUCCUCAUAAUUAUGCUAUCAUUAUUACUUUACAUAUUUUAGAUACCGAUGUCAAACGCAUCAUGGUGGAUGAUGGAAGUGGAGCAUGCAUUAUCCACCCCCGAGCCCUUACUCAAAUGAGACUCGAGGAUAAGAUAGUGCCGCGUUGUAUCACGCUAACCAGUUUUAAUAAUGUAGUUGAGCAGACAUCCGGGAAAAUUUUACUCCUCAUCUUGGUCGGCGGCGUGACUCUGGAGACGAAUUCCACAUCAUGGAUCAGGAAACUGCGUACAACGCCAUAG
Molecule: messenger RNA, 903 nt
Organism: Nicotiana tabacum (common tobacco)
Lineage: Eukaryota; Viridiplantae; Streptophyta; Magnoliopsida; Solanales; Solanaceae
Source: RefSeq, a predicted model, not a curated record